UCAUUAAAAUCAUAAUUCUCGUAUGGCCCGAAGGCCGAAUGUUAGGAAGAGCCCGGGAGAGAGGCGUCGGCGAUCCACCAGUAUAUAAACCAACGGUCGGUGGUACAGAGCAUCACACAACCACGACACCUCCGUGAGUCAACAUGAAAGCGUUCUUGGUAUUAGCUGCCGUUGCGGCACUCGGCUCGGCUAGACCCGAGGCGGGAUACAGUUACAACGCGCCCGGAGGCGGUGGUGGCCACGGUGGCCUCGGAGGCCUCAUCGGAGGCGGUGGGCUCGGUGGCGGCCACGGAGGAUUCUCCUCUGGUGGGCUGAGCUCCAGCAGCUUCGGAGGCAUCGGUGGCGGCAGCGGUGGAUUCUCCUCCGGAGGAUUCUCUGGUGGAUUCUCAUCCGGCGGCGGCUCUGGUGGAUUCUCAUCCGGCGGCGGCUCUGGCUUCGGCGGCGGCUCUGGUUUCGGCGGAGGCUCCGGCUUCGGAGGAGGCGCCGGUUUCGGCGGCGGCGCUGGCUUCGGCGGUGGCGCUAUCGUCCAGAAGCACAUCUACGUCCACGUCCCACCCCCAGAACCCGAAGAACAGCGUGCUCCCAUCGUAAGCGGUGGAGGAGUUCCCCAGAAGCACUACAAGAUCAUCUUCAUUAAGGCGCCCGCUCCUCCCGCACCCGUUGCACCCAUCAUCCCCGCCCAGGCUCAGAACGAAGAGAAGACCCUCGUCUACGUGUUGGUCAAGAAACCCGACGAACAGCCCGACAUCACCAUCCCCACUGCUGCUCCCACUCAGCCCUCCAAACCCGAAGUUUACUUCAUCAAGUACAAGACCCAGAAGGAAGGUGGUGGCGCUAUCGGAGGCGGCUCUGGCAUCGGCGGUGGUAUCGGUGGUGGUAUCGGCUCUGGUAUCGGCGGUGGUAUCGGCGGUGGUAGCCUCGGCGGCGGCAUUGGCGGUGGUAUCGGCGGUGGCUCCAUCGGCGGUGGUAUCGGCGGUGGCUCAAUUGGCGGUGGCUCCAUUGGUGGUGGUCACGGUGGCUCCAUCGGAGGUGGUCACGGUGGCUCCAGCGGUGGUGUCAGCUCCUCAUACGGCCCCCCCGGCCAGUCCGGCCCUUACUAAAAGGUGCGACGGGCGCGCGCAAUUGUGAUACCU
This is a messenger RNA of Spodoptera frugiperda (fall armyworm), 1133 nucleotides long. RefSeq lists its product as uncharacterized. The coding region runs from base 144 to 1100 and encodes 318 amino acids. The record is from RefSeq and is a predicted model, not a curated record. Lineage: Eukaryota; Metazoa; Arthropoda; Insecta; Lepidoptera; Noctuidae. The transcript has 2 exons.